AGAGAAAGCGAAUUUAUGAGUUCUUUAAUCCCAGACAGGCAGCUCUGUGGCAGUUACCUUCAAGAAAAGUUCACGCCCCAAAGGAGUGUUUAGUCUUACAGAGCCACUGACUCACUGAGCAGCGCGGGUGAGUGGCUGCGCGGGAGAAGGCGAGAGAUGAAGGAAAAGUUUUGCUUCCUUGUGAAACUCAUAAUAUUAUUGUUUUAAGACAUUUUUGAAAAGAUGACUGCUACUUUUGUUUAAAGUAUUUGUUCUGGAAUUGCUGAAGCUGGAGUCUACCAGACUGAGGUCAGGAGCAUUUUCUUUGGCAGAAAGAAGAUACUUUUAUAGAAGCCAUGCCUGUACUUGGGGUUGCCUCCAAGCUAAGACAGCCAGCCGUAGGGUCAAAGCCUGUUCACACUGCCCUCCCGAUACCCAACCUUGGCCCCGCCGGCUCGCAGCAGUACUCACCAAAGUCUUUGGAGCUUACUGGGGCGGAGAGCUCGAUGCUUUCUUGUCAGCUUACGUUAAAGUCAACCUGUGAUUUUGCAGAGAGGAGAGCGCUUCAAGGAAAAACCCAGGAGAUUGAAGAUAGCAAGAUUUACACUGACUGGGCUAACCACUACCUAGCAAAAUCUGGCCACAAGCGGUUGAUCAAGGAUUUGCAACAGGACAUUGCAGAUGGAGUUCUGCUAGCAGAAAUCAUCCAGAUCAUUGCAAAUGAAAAAGUUGAAGAUAUCAAUGGCUGUCCCCGGAGCCAGUCUCAAAUGAUUGAGAAUGUUGAUGUCUGCCUUAGCUUUCUGGCAGCCAGAGGCGUAAAUGUCCAAGGUCUUUCUGCAGAAGAAAUAAGGAAUGGAAAUUUGAAAGCCAUUUUAGGGCUGUUUUUCAGUUUGUCUCGGUACAAACAGCAGCAACAUCAUCAGCAACAGUACUACCAGUCUUUGGUGGAGCUACAACAGCAAGUCCCUUCACCUCCAGCUGAAAUCAGCCAGUCCAAAACACACCAAGAUAUGCAGUCGAGUCUCACAGCCAGAUAUGCAACUCAGUCUAAUCACAGUGGAAUUGCAACCAGUCAAAAAAAGACUUCUAGGCUUCCAGGACCCUCAAGGGUGCCAGCUGCAGGCAGCAGUACCAAAGUCCAGGGAGCUUCUAAUUUAAAUCGGAGAAGCCAGAGCUUUAACAGCAUUGACAAAAACAAGCCUCCACAAUAUGCAAACGGAAAUGAAAAAGAUUCACCAAAAGGCCCUCACCCAUCUACAGGCAUGAAUGGAAAUGUGCAGCAUCCCACCAGCACCGGGCAGCAGCAGGUCUCUGCCAUACCCUCUCCAAGUGCCAGCAAGCCUUGGCGCAGCAAAUCCAUGAAUGUCAAACACAGCGCGACCUCUACCAUGCUGUCUGUGAAGCAGCCUAGUCCUGCAACCUCCCCUACUCCAUCUUCAGACAGGCUCAAGCCACCCCCUUCUGAAGGCGUGAAGCCCCCUUCAUCUGGACAAAAAUCUAUGCUGGAAAAAUUCAAGCUGGUUAAUGCUAGGACUGCUCUGAGACCUCCUUUGUCGCUGAGCUCAGGACCCAGUGACAGUGGAAGAGAGGACGAUACCUUUUCAGAGAGUGGUGAAAUAGAUGUCUUAAGCAGUGGGAUGAACAGCGGCGGCUCCACAAGUAGCAGUCCUAAAGUAUCACCGAAGUUAACCCCUCCAAAAGCUGGAAGCAAAAAUCUCAGCAAUAAAAAGUCUUUGCUACAGCCAAAGGACAAAGAUGAAAAGAACAGGGACAAAAACAAAGUUUGCACUGAGAAAACAGUCAAGGAAGAGAAGGACCAGGUCACUGAAACAUCUACAAAGAAGAGCUCAAAAAUUGCAAGCUUAAUCCCAAAGGGAAGCAAAACGACAGCAGCCAAGAAGGAAAGUUUAAUACCGUCUUCUAGUGGGAUCCCGAAACCUGGAUCGAAGGUGCCAACAGCAAAGCAGAGCACUUCAUCCGCAUGCAUGGGAAGUAAGGAGGCUGAAAAACUGAGGACUACAAAAGGAAACCAGUCCCAAUCAACACCAAAAUCUCAACUUAGCGAGAAGGCUUCUCCUUCCUCUGGUCUUGCUUCUUCUGAAGGGAAAGAACCAAGCGCAGCUCUUACCCCGGGGUCCUCUGCGGCUCUGUCGGCCUCGAUGGCUGCAAGUAGCAGCCAAGGCACGGGAAAUGGUGUCGUCCAGCUUCCUCAGCAACAGCAAUACAGCCACCCCAACACUGCCACAGUAGCUCCUUUCAUUUAUAGAACUCUCUCAGAAAAUGACAGUACCUCUUUACCACCUGCUGACUCCUGCACCAGUCCUACUAAAAUGGAUCUGUCGUUCAGUAAGACUGCCAAACAGUGCCUAGAGGAGAUAUCUGGGGAAGACCCUGAAACAAGAAGAAUGAGAACUGUAAAGAAUAUAGCAGACCUGAGACAGAAUUUGGAAGAAACUAUGUCCAGCCUUAGAGGGACCCAGAUAAGCCACAGCACAUUGGAGACAACUUUUGACAGCACUGUGACAACUGAGGUGAAUGGGAGAAGCAUACCAAGCUUGACAAGCCGGUCCACCCCAGUGACUUGGAGGCUAGGGCAGGCCAGUCCUCGGCUGCAGGCAGGAGAUGCCCCAUCCUUGGGUGCUGGUUAUCCUCGCAGCAGCACAAGUCGCUUCAUACACACAGACCCUUCUCGAUUCAUGUACACCACCCCACUUCGCCGAGCAGCUGUUUCUCGCCUUGGAAAUAUCUCACAGAUCGACAUGAGUGAGAAGGGAAGUGGUGAUUUGGACAUGUCCUCUGAAGUUGACGUUGGUGGCUACAUGAGCGAUGGGGACAUUCUUGGGAAAAGCCUCAGAACUGAUGACAUCAAUAGUGGGUACAUGACAGAUGGUGGACUCAACCUAUAUACAAGAAGUCUGAACCGAAUACCAGACCUAGCUGCAUCUCGAGACGUCAUUCAAAGAGGGGUUCAUGAUGUGACUGUGGAUGCAGACAGCUGGGAUGACAGCAGCUCAGUUAGUAGUGGCCUCAGUGACACUCUUGACAACCUCAGCACGGAUGAUUUGAACACCACCUCAUCUGUCAGCUCUUAUUCCAAUAUAACUGCCUCUUCAAGGAAGAACACUCAUCUGAAGACGGACUCGGAGAAGCGCUCAGUUACAGACAGCGAAACUUGGGGCAGCACUGAAGAACUGAAGAAACCAGAGGAAGAUUUUGACAGCAGCGUAGACAGCAGUGGCAAGUGGAAAGGCCUUCCCUCGGGGCUGUCUGAAGAGUCAGAGAAGGGAGGGCAGAAAGCAUCUCUCUCUGUUUCACAGACCGGAUCCUGGAGGAGAGGCAUGACCGCCCAAGUAGGAACAGCUCAGUCCAGGCACAAAGCAGGAACAAGUGCACUCAAGACCCCGGGAAAAACAGAUGAUGCAAAAGCUUCAGAAAAAGUGAAGACUCCCCUGAAAGGAGCCUCCAUUCAGCGCUCUCCAUCAGAUGCAGGAAAAAGCAGCGGUGAUGAAGGAAAAAAGCCUCCCUCUGGCAUUGGGAGAUCAACUGCUACGGGGUCCUUUGGAUUCAAGAAGUCUGGGAUGGGAUCUUCUACCAUAAUCACCACAAGUGGAGCAACUAUCACAAGCGGGUCGGCGACUCUAGGAAAAAUGCCAAAAUCUUCAGCCAUCGGUGGGAAGUCCAAUGCAGGGCGGAAAACGAGCUUAGACGGUUCCCAGAACCAGGAUGACGGUGUCCUGCACAUGAACUCGAAGACGACUCUGCAGUAUCGAAGUCUGCCUCGCCCAUCAAAAUCCAGUGGCAGCGGCAUCCCCGGCAGGGGUGGCCACCGCUCCAGCACCAGCAGCAUCGACUCCAACGUAAGCAGCAAGUCUGCUGGUGGUGCUGCCACCAAACUGCGAGAGCCAAGCAAGAUCGGGUCCGGGCGGUCUAGCCCUGUCACCAUCAACCAGACAGACAAGGAAAAAGAGAAAGUGGCUGUGUCUGAUUCUGAGAGCGUCUCACUGUCCAGUUCCCCCAAAUCCAGCCCAACUUCAGCAAGCGCCUCUGGCACACCGGGACUUAGGCAGCCAGGAUCCAAAUACCCAGAUAUCGCCUCACCCACCUUUCGAAGGUUGUUUGGUGCCAAGGCAAGUGGUAAAGCUGCCUCUGCACCCAGUACUGAAGGUGUGAAACCCACAUCGGCAAUGCCCAGCCCUAGUACCACAUUGGCACGGCAAGGCAGCCUGGAAUCGCCAUCCUCGGGCACAGGCAGCAUGGGCAGUGCAGGUGGGCAAAGUGGUAGCAGCAGCCCCCUCUUCAGUAAACCUUCGGACUUAAAUGCAGAUGUUGUAAGCUUAAGUCACUCCUUGGCUUCCAGUCCCGCCUCAGUGCACUCUUUCACAUCAGGUGGUCUUGUGUGGGCUGCAAACCUGAGCAGCUCUUCAGCGGGCAGUAAGGACACACCAAGUUACCAGUCCAUGACUAGCCUUCACACCAGUUCCGAGUCUAUUGACCUUCCUCUUAGCCAUCAUGGCUCUCUCUCUGGACUGACAACAAGCACUCAGGAGGUUCAGAGCCUGCUCAUGAGGACUGGAAGCGUCAGAUCUACUCUUUCGGAAAGCAUGCAGCUUGACAGAAAUACACUACCCAAAAAGGGAUUAAGAUAUACUCCAUCAUCCCGGCAGACGAGUCAGGAGGAAGGCAAGGAAUGGCUGCGCUCCCAUUCAACUGGAGGCCUCCAAGACACUGGCAGUCAGUCCCCGCUUGUUUCUCCUUCAGCUAUGUCUUCAUCUGCAACUGGAAAAUAUCACUUUUCCAACCUGGUGAGUCCAACCAACCUAUCUCAGUUUAACCUUCCUGGACCCAGUAUGAUGCGUUCAAACAGCAUCCCUGCACAAGACACUUCUUUUGAUCUGUAUGACGACUCCCAACUGUGUGGCAGUGCUACAUCCUUAGAAGAAAGACCACGAGCGAUUAGUCAUUCAGGUUCAUUCAGGGACAGCAUGGAAGAAGUACAUGGAUCCUCGUUAUCACUUGUCUCCAGCACAUCCUCUCUCUACUCUACGGCAGAAGAAAAGGCACAUUCAGAGCAAAUUCAGAAACUACGGAGAGAGCUGGUUGCAUCCCAAGAGAAAGUUGCUACCCUUACAUCUCAGCUUUCAGCAAAUGCUCAUCUAGUAGCAGCUUUCGAAAAAAGCUUGGGAAAUAUGACCGGCCGAUUGCAAAGUCUAACAAUGACAGCUGAACAAAAGGAAUCUGAGCUUAUAGAGCUAAGGGAAACCAUUGAAAUGCUGAAAGCCCAGAAUUCUGCUGCACAAGCUGCUAUUCAAGGAGCCUUGAAUGGUCCCGAUCAUACCCACAAAGAUUUACGUAUAAGGCGGCAACAUUCUUCAGAAAGUGUUUCCAGCAUCAACAGCGCUACAAGCCAUUCAAGCAUUGGCAGUGGUAAUGACGCUGACUCCAAGAAAAAGAAAAAGAAAAACUGGGUGAACUCUAGAGGAAGUGAGCUAAGAAGCUCUUUCAAACAGGCCUUUGGAAAGAAGAAGUCCACCAAGCCUCCUUCCUCACAUUCAGACAUAGAAGAGCUGACAGACUCCUCUCUUCCUUCGUCACCCAAAUUGCCCCACAGCUCAGGAGAGUGCGGGGCAACAUCAAUGAAACCAUCACAGUCAGCAUCUGCGUCAUCUCUAGUCUGGGCACCAAAGAAAAGGCAAAACGGUCACGUGGUCUACAAGCAUAGAUCCCGGAUCUGUGAGUGCACAGAGGCAGAGGCUGAAAUUAUUCUUCAGCUAAAAAGCGAGCUGAGAGAGAAAGAGCUAAAAUUAACGGACAUUCGUCUUGAAGCCCUCAGCUCUGCACACCAUCUGGAUCAGAUUCGGGAAGCCAUGAACCGCAUGCAGAAUGAAAUUGAGAUAUUGAAAGCUGAAAAUGAUCGUUUAAAGGCAGAGACUGGAAAUGCUGGAAAGCCUGCCCGGCCGUCAUCAGAGUCUUCAAGCAGCACAUCAUCUUCUUCAUCACGGCAGUCACUAGGACUUUCUCUGAACAAUUUAAACAUCACAGAAUCUGUUACAUCAGAUAUUUUGUUGGAUGAUGUCACUGAUGGAGCACUCCACAAAGAAGGUCAUAGCGUGAAAAUUUUAGUCACUAUAAACAAAGGCUAUAGUCGAGCUAAGGAUCAAAAACCACAUGCAUAUCUGAUAGGAUCAAUUGGAGUCAGCGGAAAAACAAAAUGGGACGUUUUAGAUGGUGUAAUCAGACGUCUCUUUAAGGAAUAUGUUUUCCGAGUGGAUCCGACUACUAGCCUGGGUUUAAGCUCUGACUGCAUUGCUAGCUAUUGUAUAGGGGAUGUAAUUAGAGCCCAUAGCCUAGAAGUGCCUGAACUGCUGCCUUGUGGAUAUCUGGUUGGAGAUAAUAAUGUCAUCACUGUGAACCUGAAAGGAGUGGAAGAAAACAGUUUGGACAGUUUUGUGUUUGACACAUUAAUUCCUAAGCCAAUUACCCAGCGGUACUUUAAUUUGCUGAUGGAGCAUCGCAGAAUUAUUCUGUCGGGACCCAGUGGCACAGGAAAGACCUAUUUAGCUAACAGGCUGGCUGAAUAUAUUAUAACUAAAUCUGGCAGAAAAAAAACUGAGGAUGCCAUUGCAACUUUUAACGUAGAUCACAAGUCAAGCAAGGAUCUGCGACAAUACCUAGCAAACCUAGCUGAGCAAUGCAGUGCUGACAACAAUGGUGCUGACCUGCCUGUGGUCAUAAUUCUUGAUAACCUCCACCACAUCAGUUCACUAAGUGACAUCUUCAAUGGUUUCCUCAACUGUAAAUAUAAUAAAUGUCCCUAUAUUAUUGGAACCAUGAACCAGGGAGUUUCUUCUUCACCAAAUCUGGAGCUGCAUCACAAUUUCAGGUGGGUGCUGUGUGCUAAUCACACAGAGCCUGUUAAAGGUUUCUUGGGCAGAUAUCUGAGAAGGAAACUGAUUGAGACUGAAAUAGAAAGGAACAUACGCAAUAAUGAGCUCAUCAAAAUCAUUGACUGGAUCCCCAAAACAUGGCAUCAUCUCAACAGCUUCCUAGAAACGCACAGCUCUUCAGAUGUAACCAUUGGUCCCCGCCUCUUCCUGCCUUGCCCUAUGGAUGUUGAUGGCUCCAGAGUGUGGUUCACAGACCUCUGGAACUAUUCCUUGGUGCCGUAUCUUCUGGAAGCUGUGAGAGAAGGACUUCAGAUGUACGGUAAGAGGGCACCCUGGGAGGACCCCGCCAAGUGGGUAGCUGAUACCUAUCCAUGGAGCUCUGCAUCUCUACAGCAUGAGUGGCCAUCGUUACUUCAGUUAAGACCAGAAGAUGUUGGUUAUGAAGGUUAUGCAUCAGCAAAGGAAGGAACAACCUCAAAGCACGUUCCACAGACUGAUACAGAGGGGGAUCCCUUGAUGAAUAUGCUAAUGAGGCUUCAAGAGGCAGCCAACUAUUCGAGCGCACAAAGCUGUGACAGUGAUAGCACCAGCCACCAUGAUGACAUUUUGGAUUCAUCCCUUGAAUCAACUCUCUGAAAGGGACAAACCUAGGUGGAGGAUUAUGGUAAAAUCUGUUUCCACUAGACCACUGCCAGUAUUAAAGCAGCAAGCCAAGGUCCCUGAGUGAAAAUGGUGUGUUGUAGGUAGGCAGGAGACCUAACUCUGCAAAGUCAGGAAGAAAAAUUGAAGUGGAAAGCUUGAAUUAGUUUAAUUUCAAGGCAUUUCAAUACCUGUGGAGCCAAGUGAGACUCCAUUUGUCAACUGGAAAGGGCCCUAGACCAAGGGCAUCUAAGCAGAUUGCACACACGUUAGCCAAACUGGAAUAUUUUUUUUCCUUUUUCCUCUUUCUCUCUGUCUCUCUCUCUCUCUGUGUCUCUGUCUCUCUGUACAAGUUUACAGUGCAACUUCUUUUGUUUUUUUCCUUUAGUUUACCCUGAGGCGCUGCAUGAACAAUGCGGUCUUCUAAUUCUCUUCUAACCUCUGUUGUGCCACAUGGUGCUGGUCACAGGAUUGCAGUGGUGUUUGCGUUGUACGCUACUGCCCAUUCCAAAAUGAGUCAAAGAUGAUGAUAGUAACUCAGAAAGCACAAACAGUAUUGUGCAAUCACCAGAAAACAUUACUGUGAAAUGCUGGAUAAGUGCCAAUUUAAUUCUAACUGCCAUGGUCACGGUGAUGCUCUCCACCAAGUUUUUAGUACACGGUCACAGAUUUUAUAAAGUUGUUUUUACCACAAAGGUCUUUUUUAACCACCUGCCCACUCCUUAACAACAGUUUUAUACCAAUUAUUAACCAACACUGAUUAAAGGCUUUUUAGGGCUUCAUUUGUUUGAGCCUUUUCAGUGAAAGAAGGAACAUUUCUUAUGGUGCUGUCUCACUGCCUUAAAACAGAUUUCUACAACAGUUUUACAGUUGGUUUAAUUCCUAAACCAUUGGUAAUUUACACUGUUUUUUUCUUCAUUUACUAAUGAGAAAACAUCAGUUAACACAGUAGCCUCAUAUCUGUAUAUCAUGAUUUUUUAAAGAAAUGGAUAGGAGAAAGAACAGUUGCUAUAUAAUAUUUUUAUCUUGUGAAUAGAUUGCUCUGCCUACCCUCAGAAAUACACAAGGAACCCAAACCCACUUCCACUGCCACCUAAAUGCUGAGAAAAUCGGCUCAAAUCCAUUUGGUCCCAUGGAAUGGAGUUUUUGGAGGAUAGAUGUUUUGAAUUCUUAUCCAGCAGAGCUGGAUGCACUUGAUGCAGCAUGAGCACAAAUAUACGUUUGUUUUUUUUUUUUUUUCCUUUUUCUAGUUUUAGCAUGUUGUUUUGAUUGCUAUUGUUGUACAUGAAGAAUUCAGCAUAAAAGAACACUGAAGCAGUGAUGUCCACUGUGGAAGAGGAAGAGUUUAUACUGUAAAAGUGGGUUGGUUUUGCACAGUCUACUGGGUGGGUACUGUAAAUAU
Messenger RNA from Nipponia nippon (crested ibis), 8904 nucleotides. The record is from RefSeq and is a predicted model, not a curated record. Lineage: Eukaryota; Metazoa; Chordata; Aves; Pelecaniformes; Threskiornithidae.